AGGUGAGAACUGAUUCUACUAUACAUACUAAUGCUGAUAUCACUAUAUGAUGCUCCACGCUUGGGAAAAUUACAAACUCUACGCUUGGGGUAAAAACGAAUUGCGACCGCUGAGUCAACGCCCGCAUUCGGGUAGUAUUUUUGGUGCCUACGAUCUUGGCGCAACCAUAGUCGAUGGCCUGGAUACACUCUAUUUGAUGGGAUUGGAGAAGGAGUAUCAAGAAGGGCGCGAUUGGAUCGAACGUAAAUUUUCGCUUGACAACAUUAGCGCCGACUUAUCAGUAUUUGAAACGAAUAUACGCUUUGUGGGUGGCAUGUUGACACUCUAUGCCUUCACUGGUGAUAAUCUGUACAAAGAGAAAGCACAACACAUUGCUGACAAGCUAUUGCCCGCCUUCCAGACGCCCACCGGUAUACCAUAUGCAUUGGUAAAUACACGAACCGGUGCUAGUAGGAAUUAUGGCUGGGCUUCAGGUGGCAGUUCGAUUUUAUCCGAAGUUGGCACAUUACAUUGCGAAUUUGUAUACCUUAGUGAUAUAACUGGUAAUCCAUUGUAUAGAGAACGUGUACAAACUAUACGACAAGUUUUGAAGGAGAUCGAGAAGCCAAAGGGUCUCUAUCCGAAUUUUAUCAAUCCCAAGACGGGCAAGUGGGGACAAAUGCACAUGUCGCUGGGCGCUUUGGGCGACAGUUUCUUCGAGUAUCUGUUGAAGGCGUGGCUGCAGUCGGGUCAGGUAGAUGAGGAGGCGCGUGAAAUGUUCGAUGACGCAAUGGUAUCGAUUAAUGAGCAUAUGAUCCGCACCAGUUCGGGUGGUCUGACGUAUGUGUCUGAUUUGAAAUUCGAUCGUUUGGAACAUAAAAUGGAUCACUUGGCGUGCUUUGCAGGUGGUCUCUUCGCCUUAGCAGCCAAUACGCGACAAAACCAAUAUGCUAAUAAAUUUAUGGAAAUCGGCAAGGGUCUGACAAAUACCUGUCAUGAGAGCUACGCAAGAACCGCCACUAAAUUAGGACCUGAAGCCUUUCGCUUCAGCGACGCAGCCGAAGCGCGUGCCUUGAAAUCACAAGAGAAAUACUACAUACUGCGACCGGAAACAAUCGAGAGCUACUUUGUGCUAUGGCGUUUGACGCACGAUCAGAAAUAUCGUGAUUGGGGCUGGGAGGCUGUGCAAGCGUUAGAGGCCCACUGUCGCACACCACAUGGCUAUUGCGGCAUUAAAAACGUAUAUCAGGAGAUGCCGCAGAAGGAUGAUGUGCAGCAGAGUUUCUUCUUGGCGGAGACGUUAAAGUACUUGUACUUGCUCUUUUCCGACGACUCUUUGCUGCCACUCGAUGAGUGGAUAUUCAACACGGAGGCGCAUCCUUUGCCCGUACGUAGCGCGAAUGUGUUCUACCGCGCGGCGCCACCCGCUCAGACGCAAGCAGACGAAAAUCGUUAAAAUUUUGUGCUAAAAUAAGGACGCUGCUGCCCGCCGUUAAAAUGUGGCAAAUUCAAUCCAAAUGAAAACCUCUGCAAUUAGUGUUAAUUUUUUUUUUUUAAGAAGACAUAGACACCUUUUUUUUUAUUUUAGGAACUUUUUGAUUUAUAGCAUAUAUGAUUUAUACAAAAGUUAACCGGACGUUACACACUGUAGAAGUUUUUUUUUCAUAGACAGAUAUAGUUUGCUCAGCGAUUUAUUUAUUAUUAUUAUUUUAUUUUAUUUUUUAAUAAGAAGGUAAUCGAAUACUUACACGAUAUGUAUACAUAUA
Molecule: messenger RNA, 1745 nt
Organism: Rhagoletis zephyria (snowberry fruit fly)
Lineage: Eukaryota; Metazoa; Arthropoda; Insecta; Diptera; Tephritidae
Product: mannosyl-oligosaccharide alpha-1,2-mannosidase IA
Biological process (GO): carbohydrate metabolic process; mannose trimming involved in glycoprotein ERAD pathway
Cellular component (GO): endoplasmic reticulum; Golgi membrane
Molecular function (GO): mannosyl-oligosaccharide 1,2-alpha-mannosidase activity; calcium ion binding
Source: RefSeq, a predicted model, not a curated record